AUGGGAAGCAAGCACAGCGGUUCAGCAUCAGCUUAACGCCGCGGCGAUAAUGGCUCGAGUUAGUUGUACUGAUUACUACUAGCGAGCUUAGCGAGCGGACGAAUGGCCGAGGAUGAAGGGGUGGAGAUUCGGACUUUGCGAUGAAGUGUAUUCAACCUCCAAAAUCAAUCCCUGAUCACGAGAUACAUCCGUUGUCAAAAUACCCUACUAAGCCCAGCCCUGAAAUAAACCGACUAUGUCUGUCCAAGUUGUUGCCAUUCUGACUCCUGCUGCGGGGAAGGAAGCCCGUCUCAAGGAACUCUUAACUGGCCUUGCCGAGAAAGUCUCCAAGCACGAGAAAGACGUUUCCAAGUACCAAGUUUUCGAGCAGUUCAAUGGCGAGAAGGGGAACGUCUUGGUUGUCGAAGAAACAUAUGAUAACCAGGCUGCGUUUGAUGCUCAUUUCAAGACCGAGUACUUUCAAGCAUUGGGAGCCAGUAUUCAAGGAGAGGGACUGGUCAGUGCUCCACUUGAUAUCAAGACGAUCAAGCCAAUUGGUGGAUUUGCAUCCAGAUAGAGGAGGCAGGUUGUGGAGAUAUGUGCAUGUACCGUUUAGAGAAUAGAAUAUUCGAGUGGUGAGCUCUUGACUUUUAAGAGG
Cadophora gregata is the source of this 637-nucleotide messenger RNA. RefSeq lists its product as uncharacterized. The transcript is spliced from 5 exons. The record is from RefSeq and is a predicted model, not a curated record. Bases 236 to 556 code for a protein of 106 amino acids. NCBI's taxonomy places the organism in Eukaryota, Fungi, Ascomycota, Leotiomycetes, Helotiales, Ploettnerulaceae.